Messenger RNA from Danio rerio (zebrafish), 3209 nucleotides. RefSeq names its product EFR3 homolog A (S. cerevisiae) (gene efr3a). Lineage: Eukaryota; Metazoa; Chordata; Actinopteri; Cypriniformes; Danionidae. The record is from RefSeq and is marked provisional. Gene Ontology annotation, cellular component: plasma membrane.
UGCAGGUGUGUGUGGGUGUUGUGGUCCUCUGCGGCCGCGCUACAAACGCCUAGUCGACAACAUUUUCCCAGAGGACCCCAAGGAUGGACUGGUUAAAUCUGACAUGGAGAAGUUGACGUUUUAUGCGGUGUCAGCUCCUGAAAAGCUGGACCGCAUCGGAGCAUACCUGGCCGAGCGGCUCACCAGAGAUGUGGUACGACAUCGCUAUGGGUAUGUAGGAAUAGCGAUGGAAGCUUUGGAUCAGUUGUUGAUGGCCUGUCAUUCCCAGAGUAUCAAGCCAUUUGUGGAGAGCUUCUUACACAUGGUAGCCAAACUGCUGGAGUCCAGAGAACCAGAUUUACAAGUGCUGGGCACCAACUCGUUUGUGAAGUUUGCAAAUAUUGAGGAGGAUACGCCAUCUUACCAUCGAAGAUAUGACUUUUUCGUCUCUCAGUUCAGUGCCAUGUGUCAUUCUACACAUGAGGACCCCGAGACCCGCAGCAGGAUCCGUGUAGCAGGCAUUAAGGGUCUCCAGGGUGUUGUCAGAAAGACUGUGAAUGAUGAACUCCAGGCAAUCAUCUGGGAGCCUCAGCACAUGGAUAAACUCAUCCCUUCCAUGCUGUUCAACAUGCAAGAUAAUGAGGACUCUGAGAGGGCUGGAGAGGAGAAUCCGGCUUCGUUGGCGGAGAGCUGCUUUCGAGAGUUGCUGGGUCGCGCUGCUUAUGGCAACAUGAACAAUGCAGUGCGUCCUGUGUUAGUGCAUUUAGACAACCAUCGUCUGUGGGACCCGAAUGACUUUGCAGUUUCCUGUUUCAGGAUAAUCAUGUACUCAAUACAGGCGCAGCAUUCUCACCAUGUGAUCCAGCAAGUGUUGUCUCACCUUGACACCCACAGUAAGAACACGCCGCGUGUGAGAGCAGGUAUUGUUCAGGUGCUGCUCGAGACGGUUGCCAUUGCUGCCAAGGGCUCCAUCGGUCCCACGGUGCUUGAGGUGUUCAACACCCUGCUGAAGCAUCUGCGGAUGAGUGUGGAUUUUGAGCUGGGCGACGGGUCCCGCAGGAACUCCACCAGCAGCCUCUCCUCCGUCCGCACUAAAGAAAGCGAGGAACGCAUCGUCCAGAAUGCCAUCAUCCAAACCAUCGGUUUUUUUGGAGGAAAUCUUCCUGAUUACCAGAGAGCAGAAGUGAUGAUGUUCAUUAUGGGAAAAGUACCAGUUUACGGGACGCCAUGCCACACGCUGGACACGGUCAAGAUUGGGCAUCAGGGCACUAAGAGAAUCCAGGCGAUGCUGCUCAGUUCUCUUAUUAUGGUUACUUCAGGGUUUAAGUGUAAAACGAUGGGCGCUGGCCUCCCCGCAGCGUUUUUGGAGCCGCUUUGCUCCAUCUCUCUGAUGGAAGACAGUGAACUCCGGCAACUCGUCUUGGAGAUUCUCCACAACAUCAUCGAUCGUCAUGACAACAGAGCCAAACUCCGAGGGAUCCGGAUUAUUCCUAACGUAGCAGCUCUGAAGUUCAAGAGAGAAAAAAUCUGCAAAGAAGAUGUGGUCUUCAUGAAAAAGCAUGGACAGCAGUUAUACAGGCACAUUUAUCUGGGCUGUAAGGAGGAAGAUAAUCUGCAGAAGAACUUUGAACUGCUCUUCACAGCGCUGGCUCUCAUCACCAUUGAACUGGCCAAUGAGGAGGUGGUGAUUGACCUGAUGCGUCUGUCCAUCGCCCUGCAGGAUAUGGCCUUGGUCAAUGAGGAGAAUAUGCCCAUGUUUAUUCGUUGUGGCAUCAUGGCGUUGGUCGCCGCAUACCUCAACUUCCUCAGUCAGAUGAUCGCAAAUCCUCCUUUUUGCCAACAUGUCAGCAAGGUGAUUGAGCUGAGAAGUUUGGAUGCUCCGUAUCUCCUGCCGGAACACAUCUUCAGGGAAAAGUGUGUGCUUCCAGACUCUUUGGAUAGGGAAGACAAUGCGCUGUAUUUUCAGACGGCUGAUCUGGCGGAAGCAAUGACUGUACCUGGAUAUAAUGUAGAGCGACUGUCCAUACCUUACAUACCACAGGUCACAGGUAAACAUGCUCUUCUACACUGUUUCAAAUAGUCGAUUUGUAGGGAAAGUUAACCGAGGAAUAGAAAAUAACUGCUGAUUUACUCGACCUCAGGUCAUCCAUGAUAGAACAAUAAAAAUAACUAUUAUGAAGCACCAAGGAAACCGUUUCUGCUGAAAUAUUCAUUAAUGUUCCAAAUUUUUUAUUUUGGGUGAAAUAUUAUUGUAGUAUUUAAAGUGCACUUUUAAGGAGUUCAAGCGUAGCACUGAAAUCCUAUUGUAAAUGGUAGAAAAGCCCAAAAGUCACCAUACUUCCCUAAAAAUAAAUGGGCAGAUCAAACCGUACUGCGUAGAUACCUGAAACUUUCCAUUAGAUCUUGUAAAAUUUUUAGGUAUUUUGCAAUUUUAUAAGUUUUCUGUAAACUACUCCUAGGUAUUUCACAACAAUAGUGUUUUUUGGGGGGGAAUUUGGACUGCCUAGAUCAGUAAUUAUCAAACAAAGUGGAACUUUACCCUUUGGAUGGCCAUUCUAGCGUCAUUUAGAAAUUGGGUGUUAAUGAAUAUAAUAAAAUGUCUGUAAUUCAUAAAUGAAAACUCAAAUAAUUACAAAGUUUGCUGUGCACAUGCAUCAUGUCACUGCAGGUAAGUCUGCAGACAUUGUUAAAGAUAAUCCAAUAGGUUUCUCUGUAACAGUUGCAAAUAUAACAGAUAUAAAAUAAUCAAUUUCAUAAAAAAAUGUUUCGCUAUAACAGUAAACACUGAAAGAUUACAUUUUUUCUAUGGUAAUUCAAUAUUACUGGCUAAAAUGAUAUUUUUGUGUGUUUUUGUUUCGUAUUUUCAGCCUUGAUUGAAGUAGUUAACAAACUUUCUAAUUGAUAAAUGAGCCUAAGACACUUGAAUACUUGAAUCACAAUAAGUGCUAAAUAUCUUUAUGGAAUUUACAGUGUGAUCACACUACUUACAUGGAUUUACUUUUACUGUACAACGAAAUAGAAUGACAAGAUGGUGAGGACUCAUUUAAUGGUCAUCAGAAUCUUAAUUCCCUUAAUAAUGUCAUGUUUUUUUAAUGUUUGUACAUUUAUAAAGCUAUAAUUUGUAUUAUAUCAUCUUUGUGUCUAAUUACAAAAAAAGCUAAUUAUUGCUCAUGUGAGCUGUUAGUAAUGCAGCAAAUCACAAAGCAGGAAUACAAAAAAAAAAAAAAAAA